Molecule: messenger RNA, 3994 nt
Organism: Malurus melanocephalus (red-backed fairy wren)
Lineage: Eukaryota; Metazoa; Chordata; Aves; Passeriformes; Maluridae
Product: protein phosphatase 1 regulatory subunit 12B-like
Exons: 7
Coding region: 443-1006 (187 amino acids)
Cellular component (GO): Z disc; A band; cytoplasm
Molecular function (GO): enzyme inhibitor activity; protein kinase binding; phosphatase regulator activity
Source: RefSeq, a predicted model, not a curated record
UUCGUGUCUAGAUAAACCCAGCAAGUUUCCAGCUCAUUCCUUGAGCCGGGAGUUUCUGCCUCCUACAGUUCUGAGGAGAGGUUGAUCCCUCGGGUCCUGUGGCACGCUCUGGACGAGGGGAAAYGUCCUUUUGCGGAGAAGCUGGGACGGGGCCCGGGCGGUGAGGCUGGCACAGAGCAGCGCCCAGCACUGGAGCACAGCGAGUCCUUGACACCUUCUCUGCUUCUGCUCGGACAAGAAACMUUGUGGAGCCUCAGCUCUUCCUGCUGCAGAUUAAUGCCUAAAAUUAUACACCCUAAACAGCAGGGUUUAAUUACCAGAGCUGUGAAUAGUUUAAUUAGUUUGUUCUGACCUUGGAAGAAGGACCUGCCCAGCGCCGUAGAGCGACAGGAGAGCAAGACUGGUGUUGCUUCUCACUCAGAAACACGCAGCCCGCGAGGCCAUGUCGUCCCUGUACACCAGGAGUAAGGAAUAUACUCGCAGCAGGAAGGCUCAGUCAGACUCUCCCCCAUCCUCUCCUUCCCCGAUCGCAAAGACACUCAGACAUGAAAGACUUUCCAGGUUGGAAGCAGCUACAAACCCCACCCCGAGCGAGUCGUCCUACAGCGACCGUGCCUCCAGCCGCUCCAGUGCCUACAGCCGCAGGGAGAACCGCCUCGCCGCCCUCAGCAGCCGCRCAGACGACGAGAGCAACAGGGACUAUAAGAAAUUAUAUGAGAGUGCUCUGUCUGAAAAUCAAAAGCUGAAGUCAAAGCUGCAAGAAGCCCAGCUUGAGCUGGCUGAAAUCAAAGCAAAGUUGGAAAAGGCAGCCCAGCAGAAACAGGAGAAAACUUCUGACCGGUCCAGCAUGCUGGAGAUGGAGAAGAGGGAGAAGCGAGCCCUGGAGCGGAAACUCUCUGAAAUGGAGGAGGAAAUGAAGAUUUUGACAGAGCUGAAGUCAGACAACCAAAGGCUGAAGGAUGAGAAUGGAGCCCUCAUUCGUGUCAUCAGCAAACUCUCCAAAUAGGAAUCCUGAGCAAAGGCAGGACAAGGAGGGGUGUCCUACACCAGCUGCCAACCCCACCACCAAGCCCGUCCCCUGUCCUUCCCAUCCCGUACAGCAAGCGUUUCAGCCAUGGGAUCAAUGUCACACCUGCCUUGCCCUGCCCUUUGCUGUACAUUCCCUUUCUACCCCUAUUGCCCCCCGACACACCCCCUGCCAUUUUAUUUUUUAAUUUAAGCAUGUUGUGGUAUCUCGGACAUUUUAUUCAAGGGAGAAAUGUGAGGACGGGGUUUGAGCUGCCAAAACUUCUUCCAGAAGCCCAGUGUUUKGUGUUGGACUCGGACAUGAGUGGGAAGCUCCUGCUGUAAAACGUGACACCUGGAGAACUGAUCCAGCUAUCAAAGCCCUUUACAGGUGGGAAAUGUGAACACGGGCUAGGACUCUGAGGGUGCAUAUCAGCCCACCGAGAUGGGGGACUCUGGUUAAAUGUGAUGCUGUGAAAGCCACCAGAGCUCAUGUUUCUCACAGGCUGAUGAGCUGCUUUGCACAGAGACAUUCUUCUCUUGCCCCAAUAGAUUGAGUCUUUUACUGAAGAUAAGAUUUUGAGCCUGUUCAGUAAUAUCAGCAAUGACACUGUGUCAGACCCUUAUCCCUCACCCUCCCUUUCCCCCACAGCCUGGUGAUCCCAUGGUACAUGCUGUCCUUCCCGGGCUCCUGUCUCUGUUUGGUCGCACCCAGUUGUACCUGGACUUGUKUUCCUUGGGGCAGGAUGUGUCACAGGCUCUUGCCAGGCUUUCUGAAGGACAGACUUGAACCCCUGCAGAGCCUCUGCUUCCCUCACCCGUGUGUGAGUGUCAAUCACCUUGCAGGGAGCUGUGCCCACACCAGAAACCAGCUUCCCCUUCCUAACAGCCAACUGGGACAUUCUCCUGCUGCCUCCUUGAAAGCAGGGCCCUGUAGCAGAGUCUGGUCUGGUGUUUCAGGUCCCCCCCUUUGAUUUGCAGCAGGAUUUGUAGAGAGGGAAUGCCAGCAUCCUGUCCCACAGACCUGGGAAAGGUCAGGCUGUGUCAGUUCAGAUGGACCAGGAACUGCUGGUCACCAUGAUGGAAAUCUUCUAACCUGUCAAAAACUUGUGAUAAGCCUUGACCUUGAAGGAAACCUCCAGAAAUACCCCUGUUUAAUGUUACAUGCACUCAGAACAAUUUGGAAUUGUUCUUUCCAUGGGCAUUUAGACAUUGGCUCCUCUCUUCAUGCUGUGGACAUCAGGUCUGUUGAACUUCCCCUUAACAGACCCCUCUCAACCAAUACYUUCCCUCUCAGAGACAUUUUGCUGUACCCAAAACUCUCCUGUCUACAUCCUUCCUAUUUGUCCUUUCAUCCCUUUGUCCUUGGACUCCCCACUCUGUCUGGCCAAGGGCAGCAGUUCUUGGUCACUGAACCUGGAGGUGGCCAUGGAGCAGCUCUGCUGGCUCUGGCUGGGGGGACUCUCCACUGUCAGAGAGAUGACAUACUUGAACAUGAGCAGAAUACUUGAGCUUGUUCAACAGGGUAAAAUUACCGGGCAAUCCUGGGCUUUUUUGAACCUUCUGCUGGUUAUUGCCUCAGAAAGCAUCUUUAUUUUCCUCUCCCUGGGUUUUUUUUUGUAUUUUCCCCCCCCCCCCCCAGUUCUCCAUUUUCCCCCCUUCCCCUCCCUGUCCUGCCUGUUUCCACCUCUCUUGCUCUUCCUGGAGCUGCCAGUUUUCCCCAGGCAGUUCUGACCACAAGUUUCCCUGCUGCUGAGCUUUGGGAGGAAGAGACCAAAGCUGGUAAAGGCAUCAGGGGGUCUGCAGAGUACUGCCUAAGCCAGGCAUCCUUUUUAUAUUCCUUGAUUUUAACCCUGCUCUAUUUAACAGCUUUAAGUCUUGAGAUCCGGUCAAUGCUUGCCCUGCACGCCRUUCCCUCUUGGUGCACUCUUUAUGUGAAUACUUCUGCCGUUCUUGAUGUUUUCUCUCUUGGUGACCCGCUCCCCGCUUCAGCCUCGGGCUCUGGCUCCGGUCAGGAGAUCAGGGGCUCAGGAGCCCGGUCCCUUCUGUGCAGAGGAGGAGACGCUCCCCAGCUGGGCUGUGCUGGGCUGGCACCUCCGGCCACGCGUCCCAGCACGACGAGGAGGAGAGUUCAGAAUAAAGAUCCUGUUCUUCUCACAGGCGGGUUCCUGGCAGCAGGAAGAAGCCUGGUGUCUGUUUUAGGGAGAGGGUUCAGCCCAAUCYGACAAAUCCAUCCCACACUGAUGUUUUGCCCCUUCCUACCAGGACACUCGCUGCGCUUUCUCCUAAGGAACGGAGUGGAAAGGCUGUGGGAGGCUCGUUCCUCUCAGUGGCACCUUGCAAAGCCAAACCACUUUAGCUGAAGUGUCUGCUUAGCACUGAAUUCUCCCGAGCCCUGCCCAGGGGAAGGGCCCCCACGACUCAGUGUCCCUGAUUAGCCAAAGCUGUGAGCAUCUCGUGGUGAUGGCCCAACUGCAAACCAAAUUCUUGAGAAUGGAUUUUUUUUUGUCUCACUUCACACUUGACAUAAUCAGUGCACUGAGGAGGUGACAAACAGGACACCUCGAACCCUGUGCUUGGAGCAGGGUGCGGAGCUAGUAGGUUUUAAAACUGAUCCCUCUUGGAACCAGAGCAUUUGCCAGACGUGGUCUCCCUUGGGGAACACGAGCUUUUUUUUCUAAGCAAUUGCUUGGGGUGAGUUAAUUUUUAUUGCUUGGGGUGAACCCGCCUUUUUGUGGCUGUGAGUUUGAUGAUGGCUCUUUGUAAAUAAACUCCUUGGAGAAGCAGGACUGGCUGACGAGAUGGGGAGAGAAUGUAUUUUUAUGCAACUUUUGAGUGGCCUUUCAAACCCUGAGAUGAAUGAUUUGUUUUACUGGUUGUUGUUAUAUAGUAUUAUAAGUAUUAUGUGUUUGAAAGUUUGGGAAUAAUAUUCACAGCUAUGAUGCUUGUAAACACAACAGUAUUUAUAAAUGAAUAAAAUAAGAGUUGA